Molecule: messenger RNA, 435 nt
Organism: Rangifer tarandus platyrhynchus (Svalbard reindeer)
Lineage: Eukaryota; Metazoa; Chordata; Mammalia; Artiodactyla; Cervidae
Source: the annotation of a GenBank genome assembly
AUGGGGCGACUUCCCCGGCCUCGCCUCCGCCUCCGUCCGACCGCGAGGGCGCGCCGCAAGCAGGCCGCCUCCCAGAGGGGCCGGAGGGGCAACCGCAGAGGCCAGGGCGCCGGGCCGCCUCUGAUCGGAGGGAGGCGAUGGGAGGCCAUCGCUGGGCCGGUGGCCCUAGGCCCCCGAUUGAAUAAUUCCUCCUGUGUUGUUUGUGCCCGGGUACGGAACACGCGCGCGCGCGCGUGUGUGUGUUUCCAUCGGGGUCACCCCCCGCCCCCCCGCCCCGCGCCACCACGCUCACCGGCCCUUUCCCUGUCCGGCUGCAGCGCCGACGCCUCCCCCGGGCUCGCCCUGCAGACCCGGCGAUGGCUCCGGACCCAGCGCGGCGCUCCGACCGCCUUCCCCAGCCGCGCCCGCGCCGACUCCGGUGCUGGGAGCCGCUGA